Molecule: messenger RNA, 2211 nt
Organism: Phascolarctos cinereus (koala)
Lineage: Eukaryota; Metazoa; Chordata; Mammalia; Diprotodontia; Phascolarctidae
Gene: IL20RA
Product: interleukin 20 receptor subunit alpha
Biological process (GO): cytokine-mediated signaling pathway
Cellular component (GO): plasma membrane
Molecular function (GO): interleukin-20 binding; cytokine receptor activity
Source: RefSeq, a predicted model, not a curated record
ACCUAGGCUUAGCUCCUUCUCUCACCUGCUCCAAGCAGACCCAACCGAGUCCAGCCGAGCGAGGGAAAGGUCUUCCCUCUCCCCGCCCCCUUAUCUGUCCAGUUGAGGUGGGGGCCCCGUAGUAGCGCCCGAACGGGAAGUGGGAGAGCUGCGCGGAGCAGAGCUGAGCCAAACUAAGCGGAGCGGAGCUGAGCGCAGCGCCGGCCGCGACCUCCCGGGAGCUCACGACAGCGGCUCGGCGGCUGCCUGGAGACCUGUGACCUAGCCACUCUGCGACGUGAGCUGACUAUUCUGAGAUGUGACCCUCCGCCCCUGCCCAAUGCGGACCCUUCGGCCCCGCAGGAGAGCAGCAGCUAGAGGGCUCUGGGCGCCCUGGUACCUGCUCCUAGUGGCUCGGCUUCUGCUUCACUUACUGCAGCCGGGUUUCUCAGCACCUUGUAUCAGUAGUGGUUUACCUAAACCAAUCAAUGUCACUUUCUCAUCUGUAAACAUGAAGAAUGUCCUACAGUGGAAUUCACCAGAGGGUCUAAGAGGAACUGACGUUGUUUAUACUGUGCAGUAUCUAAUAUAUGGCCAAAAGAGAUGGCUGAAUAAAUCAGAAUGCAGAAAUAUCAACAGGACCUCCUGCGAUCUCUCCUAUGAGACUUAUGACCAUGAAGAACAAUACUAUGGGAGAGUUAAGGUCAUCUGGGGAAAACAUUGUUCCAAAUGGGCAGAGACAGAACGAUUUAAUCCUUGGUUAGAAACACAAAUUGGCCCCCCAGUGGUUGCUCUGACUCCUGGUGAGAAAUCAAUUUCAGUUGUUCUGACAGCCCCUGAGAAGUGGAAGAGAAAUGCAGAAAACAAUUCUGUAUCCAUGCACCAAAUCUACCCCACUCUGAAAUAUAACGUAUCAAUCCACAACACCAAAGCAAACAAAAAGUGGUACAAAUUUGUAACAAACCAUACCUUGGAGUUUCCCCAGCUGGAGUCAGAUACCCUCUAUUGUAUCAGUGUGCAAGCCUAUGUCCAAGGACCACUUCGAAAGGCUAAGGCUUCAGAUAACCAGUGCAUCACUACCUUGAAAGAUCAAACUUCAGAAUUAAAAGUCAAAAUCAUCCUUUGUUAUAUUUUGCCCAUUUCUGUUACAGCCUUUAUUUUUUCAAUAAUAGGCUGCUCCAUGUACCGAUAUAUACAUAUUGGCAAGGAGAAACAACCAACCAACUUGGUGUUGAUUUAUAGAACUGGAUAUGACCAAAGACUUUUUGCACCUGCUGAAAAAGUAGUAGUUAACUUUAUUACCUUCAGUAUUGUAGAAGAUGCCAAAACUUCCUCAAAGGAUCUGAGUUUAAUGGAAAGGGUCAAUGACAUUUCUGACGUGAGCACUGCUGAAAAUAUGGAGGGCAAGAGCCAUCAGGAGGAACCGGAAGUGAAGCACUUGGGUUAUGCUUCAAAGGCAAUGGACAUUUUUUGCGACAACAAAUGCCUUUCUCCAGUUCAACCAGGAUUACUCUGUAGUUCAAGAACAAAGAAUGAACCAGUCAUAGAAUAUGAGUUUGAUGUGAGGCCCAGUGAUACUGGUACAGAUGAUCAGGAUCAGGAGAUUAACUUGCAAGAAGGAAUAUCCUUUCAGGGCAAACUAAUGCUUGAAUCAGAGACUACGUUAGCAAAUUUUGACCAGGAAGCAUUACUCUGUUCAUACAAUCCACAGCUAAGAAAUCUCCAGCAGGGAACACGGGAAGACACAGAGACAAAGAAGAAGCAAGAGGAAGAAGAGGAGUCAAGGACGCUAGUGGACUGGGAUCCCCAGACAGGGAGACUAUGUAUACCAUCUCUAUCUGACUGUGGACAUGUGGUAGAUGAGGAAGGAGGUGCACACUCUGAAUAUGACGGGUAUCCAAAUGAGGGACUUUUGUCAAAACUUUGUGAUGCACAAGCCCCCAACAAAUCACCCCCAGGAAAUGAAACCUAUCUUGUGCAAUUCAUGGAGGAAUGGGGACUACACAUCCAAAUGGAAGACUAGCUUUAGAAACGUAGUUUAUUUGUUACGUCAAUAUUGUUGUGAGGCAUGCACAUACAGGCAGAUGAGUUCAACUACACUAAAAUAAAUCACUCAAGAAAAAGAUCAGUUUUUAUAAACAGAUUUUCCUCUAUAAGUUCAAAAUAUUUUUAAGUUUUUUAUAUUUUCCCCAAUUAUAUAUGUAAAAACAAUUUUUAACCUUUUUUUUUUUU